CCCCCUUUUGAAAAAAGUGGGGUAUAUUGUUUUGCACAUGUCGGUCGGUCUGUCUGUCUGUCUGUCUGUCGGUCGGUCGGAAUACCAAAUGGUUUCCGAUCAAUAACUUGAGAACGCUUUGACCGAGGGACCUCAUACUUGGUAUGUGUAUUGGUCAUCACCAGCAGAUGAACCCUAUUGAUUUUGAGGUCAGUGGGUCAAAGGUCAAGGUCAGUGUGACCUUAACAUGAAAAACGGUUUCCGAUCAAUAACUUGAGAACGCUUUGACCGAGGGACCUCAUACUUGGUAUGUGUAUUGGUCAUCACCAGCAGAUGAACCCUAUUGAUUUUGAGGUCAGUGGGUCAAAGGUCAAGGUCAGUGUGACCUUUACAUGAAAAACGGUUUCCGAUCAAUAACUUGAGAACGCUUUGACCCAGGGACCUCAUACUAGGUAGGUGUAUUGGUCAUGACCAGCAGAUGAACCCUAUUGAUUUUGAGGUCAGUGGGUCAAAGGUCAAGGUCAGUGUGACCUUAACAUGAAAAACGGUUUCCGAUCAAUAACUUGAGAACGCUUUGACCCAGGGACCUCAUACUAGGUAGGCUUAUUGGUCAUGACCAGCAGAUGAACCCUAUUGAUUUUGAGGUCAGUGGGUCAAAGGUCAAGGUCAGUGUGACUGUAAGCUGAAAAAAGGUUUUCUGAUUGUCCAUAUUUUAUUUUCUUAUAUAGUAGACAGUAGAAAUUUAUAUGUCACUAAAUGCAUGAGUUGAAGUAUCAGUUUUCAGUUAACAUCUAGUUUAAUUAUGCCCCCCUUCGAAGCAGAGGGGUUAUAUAAUUGCUUUGCACAUGUCGGUCGGUCUGUUGGAAGACCAAAGCUUGUCCGAGUGAUAACUCAACAAUUCCCGGACCUAUGGUCAUCAAACUUGACAUGAAGAUUAGGUAUGACCAGUAGAUGACCUGCCUCAUAUGCAUCCAAUGACAAAUCAGCUGUCAUUUCAGUCCAUGCAUAUUUCAUUCAAUUGUCCAAAUAUUUCUGGCAACUUGGCGCUCAGGGGGCAUAAUGUUUGACAAACAUCUCUUGUUUAUUUCAUUUUUCAGAGGGAAGCGUGAGAGUCCUGGGGAGGACAUCCUGGCCUGGAGACAUUUUGGCAGCUAGACCACUUGACACAAAUUUGAUCAUACAAGUCGUGCUGGGGGAGAGGGGACCUUCUUGGCUUACCAUGGAUUGAAUGUGCCUUUUCUUUGGCUCCUACAAGGAUGCCAAGAGUUUUUAACUUUAUAUUGAUCACACCCCACCUGUGGUGGACAUUUGACAUUGGAAAACAAACCACAUAACGAAAACAUUAAUGAGCUUACUAUCCUAUAAGGGAUUGAUAUACUGGCAUGAAACUGCUAACCUGGAUUCAGAGCAUAAUUAGAGCACAGUUAGAGCAUAAUCAUGCUUCUUUGUAUUAUUGACAUUUGAUUUGGAAGUUAGAAGUCUUGGAUGUCAUACAGUGGCAGUUUUCCUUUUUCAGCUACAAAAUGAACAAGUAAAUGUUAAGCAUUUUUCAUAUGGUCUUUAAAUAGUUUUAAUACUGGAUUAAAUGAUAUUUUCCUGCUAAGAUCAUUAUGUGAGGAAAUCAGAAAGAAUUAAACUUAAGGAUCAUGACUGAUUAUCCUCAUAAAUGGGAAAUGUGCGUGAAAGAAUAUGAGACUUUUCCAUUGGCACUUGAGACAGGCUUGAUAUAUAUACAAAAAAGUGUGAGUUCUCUUUGAUGUUUUCUAAGAGAGCCUUGUUUUAUGUUAGUGAUAAAACUUAAGAUAAUCGAGAUAUUUUUACAAAAGUGGACACACCUAGUCUGGAUGUGGUUUAAAGUGGUUGUUGUUUUGUGGUUUUUUUAAUAGAAAAGCCAGUCACUUGAGAACAAUGUAACUACCUGUAAUUGUGAAAUAUUUCGGGAGAACAGUAAUCUCUUAUUCCUGCUUGUUGUUUACAUCUGAUAAGAUUGUUAAUUGCUUGUUGAUUUUUCAUGAUAUAGACAAUGGUAAAACAUUUCCAUGAAAAUACCAUAGGUACUGGUUUAUUAAAUCAGUUCUGUAUUUGAAGGAUUUUCCAGAAGAGGAGGAAAUUGGAUUCAUUAAACCUAAAAGAAAUGUAUUUAUAAACAAUGUGUUGCAAGAAAGUUCAGUCACACAUUACAAAAGUGCAUAUUUAUCUGAACUCUGAAGGAAACAAUAUUGGAAUGAAAUUGGAAUCUAGUGAAAAAGUGAUUACCUGUAGGCAAGUGGCAGACUGAAUGAGACACCUGCUAGAAUCAUUGCCACAUUGGAACAUGUUUACUCUUACAACUUGUUAGUGAUUAUACAACAGUACAAUAUUACAUUCUGAUACUGUUAUAUAUGAUGUUUAUCUGGUGAUAUUGUUAAGGAUAACAGUGGUUAAAUAGAAUCUCUAAAAAAUGAUAUUACUGGCGUGGUCAGUUUUGGGGAUACUUGGGACUGGUUGCUAUGGAAACACCCCUGUUGAAGAUGGUGGACGAAGUUACACUCUACCAGAUGAUCAGAAGGUAGUGUACGAUGUUCGGCUGGGAGGAACACCACCAGGUCAGCAUGACAUACAGAAGCGAAGCCCAAGCCCGCUGAGGAUCCAUCUGCACUAUGACACUAGUGUUCACCAGCUGCCCAGUGACAAACAGGCUCUUGUCAAGGCAAAGGUAGAGCAAGCAGUGACAUAUUGGGAGAAUACACUACAAGUCCUUCAACAGCAUGGCACCAUCUGGCUCGAUAAGAAGUGUGUAUCGAAUGAGGUUCGCUACUACGAGGGUGUCCGCUACUGCAAGGAUGGAUGUCAGAGUGUCAGUUUCUGUGGAGAUGUCAAGAUUCCAAUAGAACACCUAAGGUGGUGUGUAUGGUGGGACAGUCAUGCCAACGUGUACCACAACCCCCUUGAGUCUGCCCCAGGGGUAGCUGGCUCAGAUUUUAUUCUCUACGUGGCGGCUCUACAUUCAGACAAGUGUGAGAGACAGAAGACGGUUGCGUUUGCAGCUCAUUGUCAGAUGGAACAGGCCCUGGACAGGCCGAUAGCUGGCUACAUCAGCAUUUGUCCCCACAGCAUCCAGACCAGCAUACACAAACACACUGAGCUGCUGUACACCAUCAAACAUGAGAUUCUACAUGCACUGGGUUUCACAGCAAGUCUGUAUGCAUUUUACCGUGACCAGUUUGGACAUCCACUGACUGAGAGAGACCAGUACACAGGAAAACCCCUGGUGUUUGAUGCUGGGUUGUUGAUGUACAAAUGGAGUGAUCGAGUCGUAUCGCAGGUUACACGUCCCUCCUGGAGGCUCAAGGGGCAGACAAUCAGGAAAACUGUUAACAUGAUUAUUACCCCUAAUGUUGUGCGCGAGGUUCGUGCCCACUUUGGCUGCCCUAAUCUGGAGGGUGGGGAACUUGAGGACCAGGGUAUCAACGGGACGGCAAUAACACACUGGGAAAAGAGAGUAUUUGAGAAUGAGUUUAUGACCGGGACAUACACCCAGAACCCUGUGAUUUCCCGCAUUAGCCUGGCACUAAUGGAGGACACAGGCUGGUACAGUGUGCAGUAUGAAAACGCUGGGAAUCUGGAGUGGGGGCAGGGCAUGGGGUGUGACUUUGUCAUGAAGAGCUGCUACCACUGGAUGGAAACCAAAAUUAACAACAACGAAGACAUCCACCCAUUCUGUAUUCAUGCAAACCGAGGUCAGCUAAAAACUGACUGUACUCGCAAUAGGAAGGCAGUGGCCAUUUGUAACCUGUCUGAGUUCACUGGACCUCUACCACCUCAAUACCAGUAUUUCAGAACAGUGGAAGGUGUACCAGCCAGUGAUGUAAACCGAUAUGGAGGAAGUGUGUCAUUGGCCGAUUACUGUCCCUACCUGCAAGAAUUUGUCUGGAAACAAGAAGACAGUCUUGUUCGAGGCUCUCGCUGCGCUCUGACACAAAAUCGUGUAGACCCCACACAGAACUACUUACUGGAGACAUACGGGCCACAGUCUGCAUGCUUUCACCAUGGCUCAGAAUGGAGCCUCCUCCAAUGUGAUAGUCAGUUUAAGCCUCAUUACGGGAGCGGGUGUUACGAAUAUCGAUGUGAUGUUACUCAGGGACUACAGGUUAUUGUGAUGGGACAGGCGUACACAUGUUACUAUGCAGGACAGCAGGUACUCAUAGGAUAUGUGGAUCCGCGGUGGCUACAUCAGGGAAAUAUAACAUGUCCGCCUUGCCAAGAAUUGUGCCAGAGCCAGGGUAUAACAUGCCCACCAGAAAGAAGAGACAUUUAUGAUGUUCAUCCCAACGCCAACACCAACGAGCGGAUACCCUGUGCAGCAUCCUUCAUAUAUAGCUGGAAUCUCACUACACUCAGUGCUUUAUGUAUAAGUUUUAAGCUUGUUUUAGAUAUUUUGUAUUGUUAUAGAUGACCUUUAUUUUAGUAUAAUGUUUGUAGGUAUAAGGUUGUAUAGGAUUUUUACACAAAAUAACCAGUUAUACAUUGUUUUGUUAAAUAUAUGAUAGUUAUUACAUGUAUACACUAGUCAAUGACAUGUAGAUAGUUACUGAUUAUAACCAUGAAUAUAGGACACAAUUUAGAGAGCUUGACAAAUACUCCACACACAAAGUGCCCCAUGCCAUUUUUGACAGGGUAGACACAACACCCCACAUCAUAUUGUAGACAAAAUACCUCACAUCAUAUUGUAGACAAAAUACCCCGCAUUAUAUUGUGGACAAAAUACCCCACAUCAUAUUUGUAGACAAAAUACCUCACAUUAUAUUGUGGACAAAAUACCCCGCAUUAUAUUGUGGACAAAAUACCCCGCAUUAUAUUGUGGACAAAAUACCCCACAUCAUAUUGUGGACAAAAUACCCUGCAUUAUAUUGUGGACAAAAUACCCCAUAUUAUAUUGUAGACAAAAUACCCCGCAUUAUAUUGUGGACAAAAUACCCCGCAUUAUAUUGUGGACAAAAUACCCCGCAUCAUAUUGUGGACAAAAUACCCCGCAUCAUAUUGUGGACAAAAUACCCCGCAUUAUAUUGUGGACAAAAUACCCCAUAUUAUAUUGUGGACAAAAUACCCCGCAUUAUAUUGUGGACAAAAUACCCCGCAUUAUAUUGUGGACAAAAUACCCCGCAUUAUAUUGUGGACAAAAUUUCCCACAUUAUAUUAUGUUCAAAAUAUCACACAUAAGUUUGCCACUAUCACAAACAUUUUCUGUCUACCUGGCCAGUAUAUUUCAUUAUUUUCAAAAUGCCCCAUUCUUUACAAUAAACCAAGUUGUAAUAUACGUUGUAAUUAAGACAUCACUGUAUUUUCUGUAUUUGACAUCUAAAUGUCGAUUUUGCUAUUGUGAAACCUUAGAUUCCAUUGUUAAAGUCCUGUAAAAUCUUUAAUGUUGCCAUAACUGUUCAAGCUUUUCUCAUGAAACUUGAUACACAUGUUGCCAAAGACAAUGUGCGCUUGUAUAGCAACAUUUUGAAUUUCUUAUUUUUGCUUGUUUUUGGAUUCCUUUCCAGCUUCUUGUAUAUUUUUGCAAUAAUUUAAGACAUGUUUUCUUUCAUCUAUCCGUUUGGAGAUAUUAUUGUUUUAUAUAAAGGAGAUAUGAGCCAUGUGCAGUGAUUUUGGGUCAUGUUGACAACCCUUUACUUUUAACUUGUUUUCAUAAAUGAACAAAAGAAAUAAAUAUGAAAAAGCAUUUUAUUCAGAGGAUUGAAGUUUUUACUUGCCAUAAUGCUGAGUCUCUGUAAGAUGAUUAAAAUAAAUUAAGAUGUUUCUUAUUAUUAAAGUUAAAUACAACUGAUUCAUCAGUUUUUAAAUAAAUUGUGAUAUUUGAUAGAUGGUGAUAUUUGUUGUCAUUCCUUCCUACUUGAAUGUAGACAGUAAUGUUCUUAUUCAUUUAUGCAAGUAGAAAGAUCAAAAUCACAAACCUGUAGUUUUAUUAAGUAAUUAUGCGUGUCAGCAAGACCCAUUUCCUUGGACAUAAGGUUCACAUUGGCACAUAGGUUAUCUUGCUUCUAGAUUGAAGAUCUAAAGAGUUCGUUAUUUUCUUACAAACAACAUAUUAUUGCCAGGCAUUCCCAGGUAUUGCUUUCAAACUGAUGGAAUUAGGAAUACAAUAUUGUCCUAACAGGUAAAAAGCAAUGAAUAACUUAUAGUACCGGUAGUUAUUUACCUCACAGCAGAAUGAUACAUGUAGAAUUGAAACAUUCCAGAACCUACUUUCAACCUGAUUUUAACAUAUCAUCAUAUUUUAUCAAUGAAAAGUUGUUAAAGAUUUUAAUAGAAUGUUAAAGAAUAUGUGCUGUUAUUUUUUAAGGAUGUCUCAAAUUGCAAUUAAAUAAUACACACAAUGUAUUUUAAGUUGUAAAAGUAAGCAAGGGAGUAAGUAAAACAAAACAUCCCUGAUCAGUUUCACUGUUUGACAUGGUGGACAAAACAACCCAUUAUGAAAUAUCCCACUUGACUUUUGUCAACAUGUACAAAGCAUCCAAAAUAUUUUAUUAAUUAGUUAAAACAUUCAAUCCAAAUUACAAUGCAUCAAUAACCAGUCAAAUACAGCAUUGUGUGUAUUAAACGGCAAUUUACAUUUAGUUCUUGACAUUCGAGAACCGAGAAUCGUGAUUUGGUGUUUAUCAAGAGAGCAGAUAUAGGCAUUAUAGUGUUGCUUGUUAUGAUUUUGUGUGUAUGUUAGCUGGUCUUUCAUUCUGUCUGAAAAUGUGCAAUAAAAUACUGAAAUUCUA
Molecule: messenger RNA, 6728 nt
Organism: Mya arenaria
Lineage: Eukaryota; Metazoa; Mollusca; Bivalvia; Myida; Myidae
Product: leishmanolysin-like peptidase
Exons: 14
Coding region: 2420-4414 (664 amino acids)
Biological process (GO): cell adhesion; proteolysis
Cellular component (GO): membrane; cytoplasm
Molecular function (GO): metalloendopeptidase activity
Source: RefSeq, a predicted model, not a curated record